This is a messenger RNA of Pygoscelis adeliae (Adelie penguin), 614 nucleotides long. Its product is annotated as chromosome unknown open reading frame, human C12orf75. The transcript has 6 exons. NCBI's taxonomy places the organism in Eukaryota, Metazoa, Chordata, Aves, Sphenisciformes, Spheniscidae. The record is from RefSeq and is a predicted model, not a curated record. Bases 1 to 381 code for a protein of 126 amino acids.
AUGGGUUUUUACACAGUUAUGGGCCACCUAGCUGGAGUGAUGUUCAUUCGCAAGCUCAGAACUCUUCCAGGAAGAAAACUUCUUUGUGAACUGGAAAUACUUUUAGAAUGUAGUAUAUUCAGGUUCAUAGCUCUACACGAAGCCCAAGUUGAUGGGUCUGAGAGACAGCUCCUGUCCCCAGAGUGCAAAUGUGCCACAGGGACUACUAAAGAUGUAGCAGAAGAAUCUGUAUCAGAUGAUGACAAAAGGAGGAACUAUGGUGGCGUGUAUGUUGGCCUGCCGUCGGACGCGGCCGCCGUGGUUUCCAGUCAGACGAAAGCUGCACCGAAAGAUUUAAUACCACAAAAUGCUGCUGUCACAUAUGUACACCAUGGAGUUUAGUCACUGACUGGUGCUUCCAAAAUUUGCUGCAAAACAAAAAAAUGAAGAAAAAUAACACUAUUAACCGUAGUAGUAGUGGCUGGUUUUGGAAAAGUAGUACCUUUGUUGCAUGGUUUUUGUUUUUUUUUAAAUGGUGUUCUAAAUUAGUGAUAUGUUACAAUGUUUUAACCAUCUUUACCUUUUGUUUUCUAAUUAAGAUUAGAAGGAAAUAAACACAUCAAGAUCCAAACAGC